Molecule: messenger RNA, 2403 nt
Organism: Raphanus sativus (radish)
Lineage: Eukaryota; Viridiplantae; Streptophyta; Magnoliopsida; Brassicales; Brassicaceae
Exons: 5
Coding region: 137-2233 (698 amino acids)
Biological process (GO): SCF-dependent proteasomal ubiquitin-dependent protein catabolic process
Cellular component (GO): SCF ubiquitin ligase complex
Source: RefSeq, a predicted model, not a curated record
CGGAAAAUCACAUUGCACCGGUUGGCGCGAAAAUAGAGGAGAAAGAAACCCUAGUUUAUGCAGAGAACCGGUUGCUCUUUCCUAAACCCUCGUUACCCUUUUUCAUCAUCCAUUCUCGAUACUCUCCAAUAGGGCGAUGACGAUGCUCCGAUCUCGCGAAAUACCAUCGGUCUCGGGCAAGCCACGCCCUAAACGACACUCCUCCGAUGUCAUCCAGCCGUCCACUCCCGCUCGGAAACAAGAACCCAGUGCUCCCUCACCCACUAACAAGACUUUCCGGAGGCGAAGUUCUCGUCUUGAAUCUCUGAAUGGGGUUACUGCGAAAGAGGUUAGCAUCUCAGUUUGUAGCAAGAGAAAAUCGAAUGCUGGUGAAAUGUUGUUGAGUUUACGGUCGGGGAAGAAAGUUGCUAAGAGUUGUGAUGGAAUCGAAACCAGUGGGAAUGAUAUAGGAAGUGAGGAAAAUAAGGCUUUUGGGGAUUUGGUUGAAGAAACUAAAAUCGUGAGUAAGGAAAAGGGAAAGGCAGUGAUGGCUGAACAAGUUUUACUAGAUCAAGGUAAGGGAACAGUGGAAGAUUCCUGCCAUGUUGAGAGUUGUGAGAAGCCAAGUAGCUCGGUGAGUAGAAGAAAGUAUACAAGGGAGGAGAAGGCUAAGGGUAUUCAGGUCGACACCAGAGUUGGUGUACAAGUAAUGGAAAUGGAAAUGGAAAUUCAGAGCCCCUCUGUAACUCAACCAUCAGUUAAUGAACAGGAUCAAAAUGGAAAUGCUUCAAGAAAUCAGCACUUUCGUGACUUUGCAGAGAAAAAUGCUUCCAGGUUUGCUCGUUUUGAUGCUGAAAUGGAGGAAGAAGAGGAAUUGUCAGAUAAAGAGGUUGAGCAACAAGUCGAGGAUUGGCCUGGCCCUUUCUCUACCGCCAUGAAGAUUAUUAAGGACCGAGAAGAGAACACGAUUCUGCAUGAUGGUGAUGGUAUUCUUUUCUCCUCCGACAUUGAAAGAUCUUCGCCAAUUGUUUGGGCUCCCAGAAGAAGCGACAGUUUCACCUCUCCUCCUCCGACAGCUCCAUCUCUGCAACAACUAUCCAUGCGAGUUCUUGUCAAGAACGCUGAUGCCAUCACUUCCCUUGACUAUGUUCCAGACGCACUGAGGGUUAAGCUUUGUCAAUUGCUUUGUGAUUCGAGGAGGAUGGACGUCCACUUUCUUGGUCUUCUUGUCCGUGGAUCUCCAACUGGGAUUUGUGUUCCCGACUGCUCAUGGCUCACCGAGGAACAGUUCACCGAGUGUUUUAACAACUGUGACACCAGCAACUUGAUGGUUCUUCAACUCGACCAGUGUGGGCGUUGUAUGCCAGAUUAUGUACUACCAUCCACCUUGGCAAGGUCACCAAAAAGCUUGCCGAUGCUGUCUUCUCUAUCUUUAAGUGGUGCAUGCCGGCUUUCUGAUGUGGGGCUGCGGGCACUUGUUUCCGUUGCUCCUGCCAUUACAUCUAUCAAUCUCAGUCAGUGCUCUCUUCUAACAUCAUCUAGCAUUCACAUGUUAUCUAAUUCAUUGGGGUCAGUUUUAAGGGAACUAUAUCUCAACGAGUGCCAAAGCAUCGACCUGAAUCUUAUUCUGACUGCAUUAAAAAAGUUUGAGAAGCUGGAAGUAUUGUCUCUCGUGGAUCUUCCUUCAGUCACGGGUCGGUUGCUGAGGGACUUUGUUACUGCUAGAGGACAAGCCCUGAAACAGCUCAUUCUGACCAACUCUGUGAAAAUAACCGACUCUUCUAUAAAAGACAUCUCUGAAAACUGUCCUAAUUUAAGAGUGCUUGAUCUGGCUAACGUAUGCAAGCUGACGGAUUGUGCUCUGGGUUACCUUGCAAAUGGUUGUCAAGCUCUGGAAAAAUUGAUUUUUUGCCGCAACUCUUUCAGCGAUGAAGCUGUAGCUGCGUUUGUAGAAACCUCAGGCGGUUCUCUGGUGGAACUGUCACUAAACAACGUCAAGAAGGUUGGCCACAACACGGCCUUAUCCCUUGCUAAACUUUCAGAAAAGCUGCAGAUUUUGGAUGUUUCCUGGUGCAGAGAUAUGUCCGACAAUGCACUAGGCUACAUUGUCGAUAGCUGUUCAUCUCUGAAAGUGUUGAAAGUGUUUGGAUGCACUCAGAUUACGGAUGCAUUCGUUCGAGGUCACUCGAACCCUAGUGUCAAGAUCUUAGGUUUGAAGAUGGAUCCCUUCUUGGACCACCUUGCAGAUAGAUGAAAAGGACCUAAUCUUAUCUCUCUGCGUUGUUUAUUUUUGGGGGAAAAUAUCAGAGACGAUUUUACUAUUUUGUCUGAACAUCCACCUUUUGGUCUUUAAUCUAGUAUGUAUAAAUAGCUAUCGAUAAGAUUUUCGUUUCGUGAUAUUUAAUCAAUUACGGAAACUUAAUU